UACACUGUUAUUUACAGCGACUUUACACGCAUUUUUGUAUAUUGUUUCAGUUUUUAAGGUAUAUCUAAACCUUUUCUGGGUGUUUUCUUCAUGCUUCUUGGAAGCGAUGGACCAGGAAGUCUGCAGUUUAAAGGCUUUGCUCAAAGACAAAGAAGAGGAGAUUUCUGCUCUAAAAAAUAAACUGGCACAGCUGGAACAGGGUCACGCCUCAGUCCUGAAGCUACAUGACAAAGUGACACCAAUCAGACCCCUGACAGUCAAAACGGCACUCAGCAACGAGGACAUCAUGCGAUACAGCAGACAGCUCCUCCUGCCUGAGCUCGGCGUGAAAGGUCAGCUGAACUUAGCCAAGACAUCGGUGCUGAUCGUGGGCUGUGGAGGACUGGGCUGCCCCCUGGCUCAGUAUCUGGCAGCAGCAGGCAUUGGGCGACUUGGUUUGUUAGACUAUGACGAGGUGGAGCUCAGUAACCUGCACAGACAGGUGCUUCAUGGGGAGGAGAACCAGGGCCAGGCCAAGGCUCUGUCUGCUGCUGGGUCAGUCAAAAGGCUAAAUUCCACUGUGGAGUGUAUUCCUUACCACCUGCAGCUCACGCCAGAGAACGCCUUGCAGCUCAUUCAGCAAUACGACAUUGUGGCUGAUUGUUCUGACAACGUUCCCUCUCGUUACUUGGUGAAUGACGCCUGUGUGCUGAGUGGCAAGCCUCUGGUGUCAGCCAGUGCCUUACGACUAGAGGGGCAGUUGACAGUGUAUAACUAUCAAGGAGGACCAUGCUACAGAUGUCUGUACCCCGUUCCUCCUCCACCAGAGACGGUGACAAACUGUUCUGAUGGAGGGGUGUUGGGAGUGGUUCCAGGUGUGAUGGGCUGCUUCCAGGCUCUAGAGGUCCUGAAAUUGGCCUCUGGACUGAGCUCCUCCUGCAGUCCGCAGCUGCUGAUGUUUGACGCCCAGAAUCUCAGAUUCAGGUCCAUCCGGCUGCGGCCCAAGCAGGCCGACUGUGCGGUGUGCGGAGACAACCCCAGUGUGACCCGACUCGUCGACUAUGAGGCUUUCUGCGGUUCCGCUGCCACGGAUAAGUGCCGGAAACUUAACCUCCUGUCCAAAGGUCAGAGGAUCUCAGUCCAGGAGUAUAAAUCAAUAGUGGACACCUCGGUGCCACAUCUCUUAUUGGAUGUGCGCCCUCUUGUGGAAGUGGAUAUAUGCCACCUACCCAUCUCUCUCAAUAUUCCUCUCUCCGGUUUAGAGGAGAGACGGAGCGAGGAUAUCCGGUUACUGCAGGAGAGAAUCAGCCAGCUGAAGCAGCAGAUGGCAGGUGACGGCCAGCCAGCAGUUUAUGUGAUCUGUAAACUGGGGAAUGACUCCCAGAAGGCGGUGCAGGUUCUGGAGAAGAUGAGUGGAUCAGAAGUGGAAAGUAUCGCAGUGAAGGACAUCUGUGGAGGUCUCAUGGCUUGGGCGAUGAACGUAGACCCAACGUUUCCACAGUACUAAAAUGUUUUCAGUCAUUUUCUGCUAAUAAACUACAAAGUCAUGCUUUUA
Messenger RNA from Nothobranchius furzeri (turquoise killifish), 1534 nucleotides. RefSeq names its product molybdenum cofactor synthesis 3 (gene mocs3). Gene Ontology annotation, cellular component: cytosol; cytoplasm. The record is from RefSeq and is a predicted model, not a curated record. NCBI's taxonomy places the organism in Eukaryota, Metazoa, Chordata, Actinopteri, Cyprinodontiformes, Nothobranchiidae. Gene Ontology annotation, biological process: tRNA wobble position uridine thiolation; protein urmylation. Gene Ontology annotation, molecular function: URM1 activating enzyme activity; adenylyltransferase activity; thiosulfate-cyanide sulfurtransferase activity.